Salvelinus sp. IW2-2015 is the source of this 3119-nucleotide messenger RNA. RefSeq names its product EMILIN-2. Gene Ontology annotation, molecular function: protein binding. NCBI's taxonomy places the organism in Eukaryota, Metazoa, Chordata, Actinopteri, Salmoniformes, Salmonidae. The record is from RefSeq and is a predicted model, not a curated record.
AACCCUAGUCUAACAGCGACGUCAUUCCAGUGGAGUCAACAGCGACCCGCAAAGAGAUCUUCAACAUUUUGUCCCGUUCUGCUCAGUUACCGGGCGGCCGCACAUAGGAUACCAACUUUAAAAAAAAUCCAUAUCUUAACUUUUCUUGUCCAUGUUCCGUAGUAGUUAAUUUAAUCUGUUGGCUACGAUGAAGUGGGGAGCAGCUGAUUUGGGGGUGACAUGGACAUUGUUCUCUCUGUUCUUCAACUUUUCUGUCACCAACGGACAAAAUCCGCCGAACUACAACCUUUUCCAAGGAGCUGCGUACCAGGGCGCGAGACACCGACAGUCACAGAGGAAUAGGAACUGGUGUGCAUAUGUGGUCCAUAAGAACGUGAGCUGUACCGUCCAGGGGAAUGUGGAGAGCUUUGUGGAGCCUGAGGUGGCACCGUGCCCAAACCAUGACCCAGACUGUGAGCAACAAGUGAUGUAUCGGACGCGGUCCCGGCCGGCCUAUAAGAUCGCCUAUAAGACGGUGACAGACCUGGAGUGGAGGUGUUGCCCUAGUUACCAGGGACCAGACUGCUCUGAGCUGAAGGCUGCUCCUAACAGACAGACAGUACCAGCAGGGUCACAGCCCCACCAGACCCAGUACCCUAACAGACAGACAGUGCCAGCGGGGUCACAGCCACCCCAAACCCAGUACCCUAACAGACAGAUCGUACCAGCAGGGUCACAGCCCCACCAGACCCAGUACCCUAACAGACAGACAGUGCCAGCGGGGUCACAGCCUCACCAGAACCAGUACCCUAACAGACAGACGGUGCCAGCAGGGUCACAGCCACACCAGACCCAAAACUCUGGGGAAGCACCACACUACCCCCAGACCAGAUCCAUCCCUGGACAGACCAGACACCCACAGAGGCCAGAGAGGAGGGAGACGGGGGUGUACGAGGGGAGGCAUGGAGGAGCAGACAGAGACAGGGUGCGUCUCCUGGAGGGGGAGGUGCAGCGCCUCUCCCAAACAGUGGGGGCGCUGCAGGAUGCGAUGACUGGGCUGAGCUCCACUCUGAGAUCUGACCUGCAGGAGGACACCUCCAAGAUGCUGGUCUCCCUGCUCAACAACCUCCGCACUGUGACCCCCGACAGUGUCCACGCCCCCGAUAUAGAGCAGGCCGCAGUACCAUCAGACAACCACCAGGGGUCAGUGAUCGACGGGCACCAGGCCACCAGGGGGCCAGUCCAGGGGGACAGGGGGCUGGAAAAGGUCCUGGCCAGGUUGGAUGAUGUCAACACCUCUCUGAAGAGUAAAGAAGAGGCUCUGGAGGAGCUGAGAGGUACCGUGACCUCACACAGCGGUCAUAUCCGCCUGCUGCUUGAUGCCUCUCAGACACAGCAAGACCCUGUUGGGGGUGGAGCUCCUGCUGACCUGGAGGAGCUACUAGAGAAAUACAUGGACAGGCAGCUGGGCUUCCUGAGGAAGAACAUGGAGGACAGCAUGGAGAGAACGAUAGAGGAGAGGAUAGGGAAGGAGGUGGAGAAGCUGCAGAAAUCCUGUGAUGGAAGGAUCCAGUUGAUGGAGAGGAGGUGUGAGGAGGAGCGGGAGAGAGGACUGCUCAGUCUGACUGAGAUGGUGGACAAGGAGGAGCAGCUAAAGGAAGAGAUCAGGGAGUUGAGACUGGACAUCACUGCUUCCGACCAGCCCGGCCGGACACUCAGACAGACUGACCCCAAACCUAAUGUUAGACAGACUGAUCCCAAACCCAGCCUUAGACAAACUGCCCCUGCCAGACAGACCGACCUGGCUAGACAGGAUAACCAGCCUCCAGGUAUCCUACCAGCUGUCCAGCGUGGUGACCUCUCUGACCUGUGGAGGGAGCUGGAGCGUGUGGCGGAAGCCCAUCGCGUCCUGAAUGCCCGCAUGGACAAUGAGCUGCAGUACCUGUCCUCUCCACGGGGGGAGCUAGAGGGAAAGGGGUUAGAGAUGGAGGGGUUAGGACUAGAGGGAGAGGUGGGGUCUCGGCUGGAGGAGUUAGAGGCGCGUCUGAAUGUGACAGAGCAGAACGCGGAGGUCCACUGUUUCUACGUGGAGGAGAAGCUGACCCGGGCAGUAGCCGAGCAGGGGACGGAGCUACGACAGCUGCUGGAGGAACGAGUAAACGUACUGGAAGACCAGUUUACCACCAUGCUGGUCGAGAUGAACAACGAGUCAUAUCCUGUUGGAGGAGGAGGGAGCGUGGACCUUCAGGCUGAGUUGAACAACAACAAGUUUCUUCUGCAGGGUCUGGAUGACAAGGUGACCGCUGUGGCUGAGCUCUGUGCUACCGGCUGUGGUGGAGGACCUAACACUGGAGGGUUUCCCAACACCAACCCUGGAGCUUCCUCCCACCCUGUAGUUCUGGACAGUGUGGUGAAGGACCUGAAGCUCUGUUGUAACGACCUGGAUAUUCUCCACACGGAUGUGACGGCCAACUCUGACAAACUGAGAGAGCUGGAGGAGAUUAUAGACAGGCAAAUGGCAGGGCAGAAGCGAAGCUUUAAGACGGUGGAGGACCUCCAGAGGGGGAUGGUAAUCCUGCAGGACAAUGUGGGGGGUCUGGGGGGGGCAGUGACAGGGCUGGGGGACUCUCUGAGCAGGUACACCCAGGACCUCACCAGGAUUAACACCACCUGCAACACCUGCUGCCAGGUUGGGGCAGGGGUCAAAGCAGGGGCCCGGCCAGGGGAAGGGUUAGGUGGGUUUGGUGCCACUACCAUCGGUCCAGGCAGGAUCCAGAGUGCAUCUGAGGGUGUAAUGGUCCCCAGAGGAGAGGUGGAGGGAAGCAGCCAGGUGGAGGAGCUGAGAACCAAACUGGACAGCCUCACUAACCAGGUGCAGACAGAGCUUCAGCGUUGCUCUGGUGUGUCUGGGGUGGAGGGGCGUGUCCAGCGCCUGGAGAAAGUGUGUGUUCAGCUGGACGGGGUGUCGGCCAGGGUGCGGGGGGUGAAGGAGGGGUUGGAGAAGCACGUCGCUGGGCUGUGGCACCACGUCAGCCGGGUCAACACCAUGCUGGAAAGACAGGCUGCUGACAUCACCACCCUAGAGACCUCCCUAAAGACACUACAGACCAGGAGCACUGACACCAACGCCAGGGAGACAG